CGUUAAAUAUCUCUUUAUCACCACCAUACGUAUAUUCCUCCAUAAAUUCAACAGAGGCCACGAAGAACGUGAAAAUCCGCCAUGGUGUGUGUGUGUGAGAGGGGGAGGGAGUGAGGACGGCGUACGUGAGACUGCAGGCUCACCACGCACGGCCGGGUGAUAACUGCUGUAGUCUGUCCUUAGCUACAGUUACAGGCUGUAUCUAGGUUAAGAGAGACAGUAACCUACCACACCAUGACCACACUACCUGGUGGGGUAUACGACAGGUAUGGGACUGUCAGCCCCUUGUCAGCACAUCCCACGGGCCUGAAGACAGUAGAGAGCGGUCUAUCCCUCAAUGGACGCCCUAUCCGUCUCCUAUCCGGCGCUAUCCACUAUUUCCGAGUCCAUCCUGCCUACUGGAGCGAUCGUCUGCUGAAGCUUAGAGCACUUGGCUGUAACUGUGUUGAGACGUAUGUCCCGUGGAACCUUCAUGAGCCCCGGCGUGGACAGUGGGACUUCGGGGAGGGCGUGGAGGACCUCUCGCCCUUCCUCAACCUGGUGGGGUUCCUGCAGGAGGCCAAGAGACAGGACCUACUAGUGAUCCUCCGACCUGGUCCUUAUAUCUGCUCUGAGUGGGACUUUGGUGGUCUCCCUAGCUGGUUACUUCAGGAUCCACACCAGAGAGUCCGCACCUCCUACCCCGGCUACCUGCAGGCGGCCACUACCUAUCUGAAGAAGGUCAUGACCCUAGUGACCCCCUUAACCUUUCCUGAGGGCGGCCCUGUAGUGGCUAUACAGGUUGAGAACGAGUAUGGCGCCUUUGGGUACUCUGACCUCCCGAGGGACACCCAGCACCUGGUCACCAUGUAUGAGUUGAUGAAGUCCCUUGUGCCUACUGACCAGGUCUUGUACUUCACCUCUGACUCGGCCUUGUACUAUGGUGACCUUGGUUCUAUCCCUGAAGUACUUCAGACAGUCAACACACAGCUUGAGGCGGUGAAGGGGCUGAAAGAAAUAAGACUACUGCAGCCACAUGGUCCCUUGGUCGUUAUGGAGUUCUGGACGGGUUGGUUCGACCACUGGCUUGAGCCCUACAGGAAUCGAUGGCCACUACCAGAAUUCGUGAGCUCCUAUAAGGAUCAGCUGAAGGCCGAAGCGUCAGUGAACUUUUACAUGUUCCACGGUGGCACUAACUUCGGCUUCAUGGCGGGAGCGAGUGUGCAAGACAAGUGGCCUUACUACGCCCCUGAUGUGACCAGUUAUGAUUAUGAUUGCCUCCUGAGUGAAAACGGUGAUUAUACCAAGAAGUACUAUGCUGCUAAAGAGUUGAUUCAUCAGAUUUGUACUGAUAUGGACCUCACCUGUCCUGUACCCCCACAACAAACACCCUCUGCCUUGUAUCCAGACUUACAGUUGACGAGAAAAAUGACGCUGGAUUGCAUUCUUCAGCAAGUGGCAGCGAUUCAAAGCGAAAACGUGCUGGCGAUGGAAGACUUACCAUAUAACGAAGGCAACGGGCAAAGUUUUGGCUAUAUUGUCUACCGCACCACCGUCAUCGUGCCUGAAGGAGGGGCCACACUUACACUGAAGGGUCACGUGAGGGACCUGGGUCUCCUACUACUCGAUGGUCAUCUGAUCUCCCGCUGCCCCAGGACGCCAGCAGACCUUAACGGCUUCGGUGUCUGGGUGAAUAAAAACACCACUCUUGACAUCCCUGCCCUGUACUCCGGUCAGCGACACCUCGACCUACUGGUGGAGAACCUCGGGAGGGUCAACUACGGUAAGCCACAUCACUUCACUGUUAAGAAGGGGCUGAGUGAGGGACCUGUUCUUUUCGAUGGUCAAAUUCUCAAGGAUUGGACCAUCUUCCCCCUGGAGUUUAAAUCCGACUGGGUCAAAGGACUGACAGGAUGGCAGCAAUACUUUGAGCAGGACACUCAAGAGGACGGUCCUAUACUGCUGGAGGGUGACCUAGAACUCGUAAGUCAACCUCAGGACACCUUCGUAGACGCCACCAACUGGGGGAAGGGCAUCGUCCUCGUGAAUGGAUUCAACUUGGGCAGGUUUUGGUGUGUUGGACCUCAAAGGACUCUGUACCUGCCUGGCCCACUGCUGAAGAAGGGUAUGAACAAGAUCACCGUUUGGUCACAAUACGGGGGUCGAGGCACUCUCAAGUUCGAACAGCUACCUGACCUUGGCGCCGACAAUCCCUCAGGCUUGACCCCAGGCGGCGGAGGUGACCUUAUCAACAUCGAGAUUCCUGAGUGAGAAAGAAAAGUCCAAAAGUAAAGUUAUUGUAAGUCCGAAGUGUAAAGUAUUGUAAGUUUAUAGUAUAUUCAAAGUGUGUCCGAGGUGUCGUAAGUUCAAUCUAUACCUGAUUCCGGUUUAAGUCCACUGAUUCCGGUUUAAGUCCAAAGUGUUGAAAGACUAAACUAAGUCCUAAGUCCUUGUAAGGCCGAAUUUUUACGUCAUAAGAUAAAGGUUAAAUUUUUUUACAGGUAAGAUUAAAAAGUCCAGAUGUGGUCAACAAGAAAAAAGUCCGAAUUUUAUGAAUGAUGAAAAUUUAAGUCCAAUUUUUAUUUAAAGGGGAAAUUAUUCAACACAGAAAUAGACUUGAGUAAUAGAAUAAAGUCCGGGAACAAGGAAAGUCCCAAAACAAGUUCAUUUAAUAUAAGGUUCUGAGCCAAAAGUCCGGAAGUUAAAGGCCAAAUAAUAAUUAAAACCAGAAAAACAAAAUUAAAAGUGAGCAUUUUUUUCGAAAGUCAAUUUAUUUUUGUUAUUAUACUUUAGGGAAAAAAUAUAUGGUUCAAAAUAUU
Messenger RNA from Homarus americanus (American lobster), 2798 nucleotides. RefSeq names its product beta-galactosidase-1-like protein 2. The record is from RefSeq and is a predicted model, not a curated record. Gene Ontology annotation, cellular component: vacuole. Bases 235 to 2250 code for a protein of 671 amino acids. Gene Ontology annotation, biological process: carbohydrate metabolic process. Gene Ontology annotation, molecular function: beta-galactosidase activity. Lineage: Eukaryota; Metazoa; Arthropoda; Malacostraca; Decapoda; Nephropidae. The transcript has 12 exons.